UACUACGCGGAUUCCAUUUUAUCCUGCAUGAGAUCUGUCUUUUGCUUUUUUCUUCCCUUUCGUGUCGACAGAACUCUGUCAUCUGGCUGUGCUGAAAGAAGAACAACCGCGCUCGCUUGAAGUGACUCGAUCGCCGCGCCAUCGACGCCCGCCCGCGGUCCACCUUGCUGCAACCUCGAUUUUGCUUCUUUCAGACGCAUGCCUGCCCAAAAACGCACAAGGGCUCUCUUCAGGCCAUGCAUUGACUUGCACAAUGGCCAGGUGAAGCAGAUCGUGGGCGGAACCCUCUCAGAAGCCGACCCGAGCACCCUGCGCACCAAUUUCGUCGCAAGCCACCCGUCCAGCUACUACGCGUCGCUCUACCGCACGCAUAACCUCGAAGGAGGGCACAUCAUCAAGCUCGGCCCCGGGAACGACAGCGCAGCGCGGGAGGCACUCGCCGCCUGGCCAGGGCACCUGCAGCUCGGCGGGGGCAUCACCGACGCGAACGCGCGAGAGUGGCUCGACGCGGGCGCGAGCAAGGUGAUCGUGACGUCCUUCCUCUUCCCCGACGCCCGCUUCUCGCUCGCGCGCCUGCAGCGACUCGCGGCGCUGGUCGGCAAGAACCGGCUGGUGGUGGAUGUCAGCUGUCGCCGGCGGGAAGACAAGUGGUUCGUCGCGAUGGACAGGUGGCAGACGGUCACGGACAUGGAGGUCAACCAAGAAUCACUCGACCUGCUCGCGGAAUACUGCAGCGAAUUCCUGGUCCACGCUGCCGAUGUAGAAGGGCUUUGUCAGGGCAUCGACGAGGAGCUCGUGCAAAGACUCGGCGAGUGGGCGGCGAUACCGACGACGUACGCGGGCGGCGCAAAGAGCGUCGACGAUUUGCGGACGGUCGACGCGCUCUCGGGCGGCAGAGUCGAUCUGACGUAUGGCAGCUCGUUGGACAUAUUUGGUGGGACGCUGGUGCGCUUCGAGGACCUGGUGAAGUACAAUAAUGGCGGAGAGAGCAAUACAUGAAAUACCGCUGAAACCGAUGUCUCUCCGGGGGCUCCCGUGACAGGCCGUGUGUUGUUGGCGCAUUAUGGGGUUCUGAAUGGUCUGAAUUUCACUCGG
This is a messenger RNA of Postia placenta MAD-698-R-SB12, 1095 nucleotides long. RefSeq lists its product as hypothetical. The record is from RefSeq and is a predicted model, not a curated record. The coding region runs from base 199 to 999 and encodes 266 amino acids. The transcript is spliced from 9 exons. Gene Ontology annotation, molecular function: 1-(5-phosphoribosyl)-5-[(5-phosphoribosylamino)methylideneamino]imidazole-4-carboxamide isomerase activity. Lineage: Eukaryota; Fungi; Basidiomycota; Agaricomycetes; Polyporales; Adustoporiaceae. Gene Ontology annotation, cellular component: cytoplasm. Gene Ontology annotation, biological process: L-tryptophan biosynthetic process; L-histidine biosynthetic process.